UUUUGUUCUUUGACAAUUUCAUCCAUAUAUAUAACAAUUUUGUUCUUUGACAAUUUCAUCCAUGUAUAUAACGCCUCUGGCUGCUCUCUGUCCUCUGCCCUACCAGGUUCCCUCCCUCCGCCACCAGCCUCCCUUCUGCUCUACAAAUCUCUUUCUCAUAGUCAUGACUCUUUGGUUUGAAGAUAGAACCAAGUAUGUAAGUAGUUUUGUGGUGUUGGGUUCUUCAGUUAAAACAAUAGAAAAGAGACUUACUGGAUUGUAAAAUUAAGAGCCGAGUGAGCGAGCAUGCCACUAAUGGAGAAAGACGGAUUUUCAUGGAACCAGCACCUUCUUCCAGACCGUCUCCAUGUGAUGUCAACUGAAGCAGAACUUUGGCUCUUUAGGGUUUUGCUUUUGUUUUGUUUUCUGUUGUAGUGUAAUAUGUUUGUGCACAUACACCAGUUACUUCAUGUCCAGUGAAAGAGUGGAAGAAAAGGGUCAUGAACCAAACUGCACCUUUCUAGCUGAGAAUCUAUUCUCUGGCAGUAACGAAAUUCUGGAGUGGAGUAGCAGGCUCCCUGUUUAGUAGACACUUCCCCUCCGACACUGGAACACAUCUGUCUAUUUUCAUCCUCUGCUUCCAGCUGUGCAGGCCUGUCUGUUGCACUGAUUGGUUCCCCAUCCAACUGGAAUCUGAUCUGCCUCACAGACAAACCCUGUGCCUCACAAUAGGUGUUCGUUGGUUCACUGCCUCUUGACCUUAAACACCACAGAGCCAUCGCCUGUCACCUUCACAUAUAUAUGAGCCCUGUUCUCAGUCUUGGCUCCUUCCUUGGGUUAUGACAGGAUGUCACAGGGCAGAUGACACAGGACGGUUACAGGACAGUGAAACAAGGUGUUCUAAGACAAGCUCUGGAAGGAGGAAACACAACGGCUUCAGAAAGUCUCUAAAACAGACCAGAUUCAAUAGACCCCCUUCCUUCCCAAAACUACAGGAACAAGAAGGACUGCUGAGGGACACUUUCAGACAAGCUGAACUGCCUGGAAGAAGCUCAGACUGAAGAACCAAAUUGCCUGGAAAGAACACUUUUCUAUCCCAUUAAGUUGCCUGCAGGUUGUUUAGUGCAGUUCAGAUUUCCAAAUGUCAUGCUCUGUCACCUAGGUUGAGGUGGACUCUGGUGAUACAGCUGUCAUUUCUGCCCCUGUGAGUAACCCUUCACUCUUGUAACUAAUCUAAUGAAAUGAACUGGUUUGCCUGUUGGACUUUGGUAGUAUAGGUACUUAGGCCUGUAAUCAGUUCCCUAUCUGGGGUGAGUAGUCAUUUGUUCACAUCUUCCCAGGAACAGUGUCACACACCACGGUUCAGGUGGCUGGAGGCUUCUGGUAUAAUGUAUUGACAAACAAGGCAGUAUCGUAACUGAAGGUACAAAGUAAGGUAACUGCACAAUAAACAAAAUAAAUAAAAGGAUAAGGCAGGAAAGACUUAUAUACAAGGAUACUGACAAAGCCCUGAGAAACCUAACAAUCAUUCACAACACAAGUGAAUUAGGCAAGGACUAAGUUCUGCCAGGCAGGAUAACUGUCUUUGCAAAGGCAACAGUAACUAACUACAGGUCCUCCUCACAAAUUGCACCUAUCUACAAGUCUGUGGCUCCCUAAAACCUAGCCAUAGACCACCAUGGGCUAAUAGACGAUAAUUCUAAUUCAAGAGGGGAAAAAUUCAAGUUGAGAAAUAUUUCUGUCUAUGACAAUCACUUUAUCUGAACCACAAAGUCUGCGAGGUUUGACUGUGAGAAGAGGAUCGGAGGACACUAGGCUGUGAUAUCAUCUCCUUCGUGAGGAGGAUUGAUAUUCUUAUGAAAGAGGUGUCACACGACUGUGUGACUAGGCAGAUCUUCUGUCUUCCACUACGUGAGGACGCACGAAGCAUCUCCUCAGCACACAUCAAAUGCUAGCACCUUGAUAUCAGACUCCCCUGACUUCAGAUCCAUAACAAGUGACCUUGUAUUUGUCAUGAGUUACCCACUCUUAGCUAUUCUAGAACAGUAGCAUGAGCAGGCUAUGACAAUGCUAUAAAUGUUAAUUAGCGCAUAUGUGUGAUUAAAUAUCCUCAAGUUAGCCUAGAAAACAUUCAACAUGAAAACCUCUUAUUUGAAGCUUGCUAUCAGUGUCUGUAUAAAGUUUACAAGAUAAUCAGAAGGAAGACUAUUUAGAUACCGGUAAUUCGAUUUUUUUUCUUAAAAUGAAAUCAGCAAACAUCGCAUCCAAACAAUCUAAGCUAUUGUCCAUCUGGCUUCUGUACAAUUUUAUCAUUAAGCAUCUUUCAUCUAAAUAAUUCAGUAAGGAUUAUUAAUGGUCCCUGAUCCUCUACCAAAUACCUCUUUGCCUUUCUGUACAAUAGAAUCCAGAAAUUGUUGAGGAUAAUUCAGCCUGUGUGGUUUUACUGGAUCAGAUAUGUCUCUGAGAAGGAAAUGGUAAAGGAAGGAGGCAGGUCUUAGUUACAUCUAAAUAUGAGCAGCUCUUUAUGCACUGAGAGCACAAGACCACACAGAGUACAAUGUAGGAAACUCACCAGGAAUCUGUUCCAGUUCUAAUACGUUCCAACCCUUGUGGUAGGAAAGGCCACAAAAACCAAUCCAAAAGCACCGAGUUUAAACCCAGUCCAGAGAAGUCUCUCUGCUUGGAUAAUUUUGCAUGUUGCCACUCAUCAGAAGACAGGUUUAUCAACACACCCACCCUGAUUCCAAGCCAACAGCAAGCAGCAUUGUGGAGUCUGGGCAUCAGGGUGAAAGGGUGGCCAGGGCAUCAGCAGAUCGAAACAUGAGGGGACUGCUGGGCAGCAGCUGGAGGAAGUUUGGCCAUGCUGGCAGGGGGACAUACGAGUGGCUGACCAGCGAACCAAGCCUGCCCCUUCUGGAGCCCCAGCUGCAGGGCACUCAGCAGGUGAGUUCCACCCAGGCGGAUGUGAAGCCAUUCCUGUGCAUUCUACUUCCGGCCACCAUCAUGCUCUUCCUGGCCUUCUUGCUACUCUUCCUGUACCAACGCUGCCAGGCCCCACAGGCCCAAGGCCAGGUAUUCGGCAUCGACCUCCCAGAGCCCCCUUCUGUAGAGGUGACCGACAUCUUGCCCAGCCGGCCUUGGGGUAGCGAGCAAACUGUCCCUUACUCCCCACUGCCUGUCUUUGAGACCCUGCAACUGACCUGCCUGCCACCCUCCUAUGAAGAAGCCAUGGGGAACCUUCCUGGGAAGGAGAUCCUGGGCAUGGUGCCUCAGAAUGGAGAAGAGUCACCCUGACCAGAGGAGGAAAAGAAACUGCGCUGGAAACCUAAAACAUCUUCCCUACCCUUACAGACGGUGCAGGGAAAGAGAGGCCGGCCAUCCAGACCCAAGAAGCCGAGACUCACUGACGUCCUACCCUUAGGAUACUUUCUAAGUACCAGAUAACCCUGCUUUCCAGUUUCUUAGGGAAGAGACCCCCCCAAGUCCUUACCCAAACUUCCCUAAAUCAAACACCCCUUAGAGAAGUGGAAAAGUCGGUGAUGAGAAAAGAAAUGAACCAGUCGAAUGAAUAGGCUAAUUCCUAAACUCACUAGGAAUUGGUUCUGAACAGCCAGAAAAAAAAGGCGGGCCCAGCUGCCCAGCUAAAUUCCACUACGUUUGCCUCCACGUGAAAUUUGGGUUCCUAAAUCAGUUUUGCAGGGUCCUCUUAGCUUUGCUUCUAUUUCAAGAAACAUAGAGAGUCCUAGAAGCAAUAGAAAACAUUCCUAGAGCUUCGGGGUAAAUUGUACUAUAAAUAGCAAUGGUCUAUGUUUGAAUAUAAAUGGAAAUACAGGUUUGCAAAUAUUUUAGUUAAAAAAAUAACCCUUUUUAGUAUUAUUUCCUUUUUGUAUGGCUCUCAUAUAUGUCCUCUGGUUUGUUUUAUGGAGUGAAAAUGUAAUUUGUCUGGUUUCCAUGGGAAUGUCUCCCAGUGCACAAGUGCUAUGUAGAAGUGAUGGUUAUUAUAAUCUUGCAUUGUCUUAAUAUAUUUUUCAUGCUAUGUCAUUUUCACACACUAUAGUGCAACUGUAUACCCUAGAACACCAUAACUGUGUUGUAGUCUUCACCAUUGUAAAUAAAGGUUAAAAAAAUU
Messenger RNA from Mesocricetus auratus (golden hamster), 4108 nucleotides. It is a transcript of the gene Smim28, whose product is annotated as small integral membrane protein 28. The record is from RefSeq and is a predicted model, not a curated record. Bases 2674 to 3273 code for a protein of 199 amino acids. The transcript is spliced from 2 exons. Lineage: Eukaryota; Metazoa; Chordata; Mammalia; Rodentia; Cricetidae.